AUGAAAAAAAAUAACAAAGUAAAUUCAAAAAAAAAUAAUGUAAAUGAAGAUAUUACAUAUGAAGAUGAUGCUUUUACGAAAGAAAACAAUUUUAAUGACAUUAUAAAUUUUGAGAAACAAAAUCAAAAUAGCGAUCAAACUUCACUUAUGAAAACACAAAUGAAUGAAAAAUAUAUAAAAAAAAAAUCACAAAUAAAAGAUAAAAAUCAAAGCUUAAAAGACAAUAAAAUAGAAAUGAAAGAAGAAAAGGAAGAAAAAGAAGAAGAAAAAAAAGAAGAAAAAGAAGAAGAAAAAGAAGAAAAGGAAGAAAAGGAAGAAAAAGAAGAAGGAAAAGAAGAAGAAAAGGAAGAAAAGGAAGAAAAGGAAGAAAAGGAAGAAAAGGAAGAAAAAGAAGAAAAGGAAGAAAAAGAAGAAAAGGAAGAAAAGGAAGAAAAGGAAGAAAAGGAAGAAAAGGAAGAAAAGGAAGAAAAGGAAGAAAAAGAAGAAGGAAAAGAAGAAAAAGAAGAAAAAGAAGAAGGAAAAGAAGAAGGAAAAGAAGAAGAAAAAGAAGAAGGAAAAGAAGAAAGAAAAGAAGAAAAAAAAGAAAAAGAAAAAGAAAAAGAUGAAGAAAAAGAAAAAGAAAAAGAAAGUGUUUAUAUUAAAAGAAUAAUAAAUGUUGAAAUAACAUCAGAAAUAAGAAACUUUAUAGAAAUAUUUAUAGAAAAUAAGGAAGAAAUUAUAAAUUGGUGUAUUAAACACAAUUUUUUAUAUUCAAAUAAAAUUAACGAAAAAACCUCUAACAUAAUUUUUAAUGAUUCAAAAAAUAUAGAUAAAUUUUUAAAAGAGAAGAGUAUAAAUAUUGAUGUUUUAAGUGUUCUUAUAUAUUUCUAUAACUUGUAUUGUACUCAUAACAACAAAGAAAAAAUUAAUUUUCAUGAUAUGAUGUAUAAUUCUUGUAUAAUCUAUAGAGGUAUAUAUGAAAAUAUAGACAAAAAUAGUAGAUCUUUUAAAAAUUUACUAAAAGAAGAAAGAGAAUAUAAAAAAAUUAUGAAAAAAGAAAAUAACAAGAUAAAUGAUUUUUUCUUUAAUUACAAAAAAACAUUUCCGUAUGGUAUAAAUUUAAUAAUGGGAUUAUUUUUAACUUUUUUGAGUGGCUAUUACGGUUGUCUUUUAUUGGGAUAUACGAAAUUUACAACAAGAUUAAUAUGUGGUAUAUUAUUUUCCUAUAUUACUUUAAUUGUCGAAGUUAUAAUUUUUAUAAUCAUAAAUGAAAAAAUAGAAAAUCUAGAUAAGAAUAAGAAAUGCAUGGAUAGCAAUAAUGGUUUAUAUGAAAAGGUUUUUCUUAAUCAAGAACCUUAUGAUAUAAAGAAAACAGAAGAAAUUAAAGAAAUAAAUAAACAUUCAACACUAAAAAAAAGGAGGAAAACAUAA
Plasmodium gallinaceum is the source of this 1410-nucleotide messenger RNA. Its product is annotated as conserved Plasmodium protein, unknown function. The transcript is spliced from 4 exons. Gene Ontology annotation, biological process: vacuolar proton-transporting V-type ATPase complex assembly. Gene Ontology annotation, cellular component: endomembrane system. Bases 1 to 1410 code for a protein of 469 amino acids. The record is from RefSeq and is a predicted model, not a curated record. NCBI's taxonomy places the organism in Eukaryota, Apicomplexa, Aconoidasida, Haemosporida, Plasmodiidae.